Messenger RNA from Notechis scutatus (mainland tiger snake), 685 nucleotides. The record is from RefSeq and is a predicted model, not a curated record. Lineage: Eukaryota; Metazoa; Chordata; Lepidosauria; Squamata; Elapidae.
GCUCCAAAGACACAUGUGGCUCCUCCUUCCUCUUUGUGGGAUCUUCAUAGCAAACUCAGCGGCAGAGUCCCCCCAGGAUGAACCUCAUGACCCCUUCAAUUAUGAUUACUAUUCGCUGAGAGUUGGAGGCUUGGUGUUUGCCGUUGUCCUGUUUCUGAUGGGCAUCCUCAUUAUUCUUAGCCGGCGCUGUCGUUGCAAGUUCAACCAGCAGCAAAGGACCGGAGAACCGGAUGAAGAGGAAGGAACUCUGCGCAGCUCCAUCCGGCGUUUAUCCACAAGGAUGAGAUAGAAGACAUCAUAACUGGUAGCUGUAUGGAUAUGGAUCCUCCUGGAUCUGGAGCGUUCCCCUCCUUCGUUCCGCCUGGCCUUUGUUCUCCCAGCAAGGCCCCAUUGCUUGCCACAACUCCAGUGAAUUCCAGAACUGCUUGCCUCUGGGGGUCAUCCCCACCCAACUGAACCCCCCUUACCAAAACCUUCCCCUUCUGUUUUGGCUUGCUGUUUGAAGUCCACUGCUUCUCAGAGAGGCAGGGCAACCUUCUAACCCUUGGCCUUCAGCCUCUAGUGACCAUGAAGGAUUCUAACUCCUGAGCUGAGUUCCAGCUGUUUUACAGUAGGGCCCUGUCUGAGCUCUUCCCCUUUAAAAAGCUCUCCUUGGGCUUCUGGAAAUAAAAAAUUUCCUUGAGUC